Trichoplusia ni (cabbage looper) is the source of this 10200-nucleotide messenger RNA. RefSeq lists its product as uncharacterized. Lineage: Eukaryota; Metazoa; Arthropoda; Insecta; Lepidoptera; Noctuidae. The transcript is spliced from 2 exons. Gene Ontology annotation, cellular component: nucleus. The coding region runs from base 3984 to 5819 and encodes 611 amino acids. The record is from RefSeq and is a predicted model, not a curated record. Gene Ontology annotation, molecular function: DNA binding.
AUCAAUCUUAUUGUCAGAUUUAAUGUAAGUAAGAUUUAUUUAUUUUUUUCUUCGCCGCUCCGCGUCACUCACUCACUGCUAUUGCCAUGCCAUUUAUGGGGUUGCCAGAUACCAAAAAAAAACACAAUUUGUACUAAAUUGUAGAAAUAUGAAUGUAAAACUUUUCUAAAUUUUAUUAUAGCAAUAUGUCGUUAACUCGUAAUUGUUAUUAAAAACAUAGUCGUUAUAACUUAAAAUAGGAUUAGUUUUAAUGGAACAUGAAACUUUUAAUUACGCUUAGGAGAUAUAAGUACUUACAAUUUUUCAGGGAUGCGUGUUUUUUUUUUACUUGUUUUUAAUGCACUAACUUUGUCUAUCUCUCUUUUUUACGUAUGGUGUGAUGAUAAAUGGAAUGAUGCAUGUUGUGCUGUUGCUUUUACUGUGUUAACAAAAUGAACAUGUAUCUAAAGAAGAUGAAGAGGUUUUUAAUUGCUAAACCCUCCACAUCAAAAACAAGAGAAAACACAGAAAAUGUAGAAGAGGUGACUCCUGAUGAGGCUUCUCCUGAUGAGGCACCGCCGCGAAAAAAAAAACAAGCAAAUUUAUAAUUUUAACGAAAAAUGGCUUGAAGACACGGCUUUCAAAAAUUGGAUCUCGAAACGGGAGCAACAAGCUGGCUCAGUUUCUGCAUUUUGUAAAAUUUGUAAUUGUCACAUACUCAACCAUAGGCCUGCUCUCGUAAACAUUUGAAUACCAUUAAACAUAAACAACAUGCUACCGCUAUCAGCAAAACAACAUCCAUACAAGAAGUGCUUAGACCAAAAAAGGAAGAAGAGCUCCAGAAAAGAGCUGAACUCAAACUAUGUGCUUUUCUCGCUGAGCAUAAUUUACCUUUAAUGUUGUCCGAUCAUUUAAUUCCGUUCCUAGCUACAACAUUUCCUGAUUCACCUAUAAUAAAAUCUGUUAAGUUAGGAAGAACGAAAGCAGGAAAUAUCGUCAAAACAGUACUUGCCCCAAUACUGACAGACGAACUUGUAUCAAAACUCAAAAGAACAACAUUCAGUAUAAUAAUGGACGAAACCACAGACAUAAGUGUCAAAAAACAAUGCGCACUUGCGGUUAUAUUUUUUGAUGGGGAUGAAUUAGUCGUUCACACUCAGUUUCUAGACAUGUAUGAAGUUACCUCGGGAAAAGGGAAAGAUCUAACGGAUGCUCUAUUAAAUUGGCUUGAUAAUAAAAAAAUCCCAAUAAAAAACUUCGUAGGCUUUGCGUCUGAUACCACAAACAGUAUGGUCGGAGAACACAAUUCAGUGUUUAGUCAUUUGAAGGAACGCGUACCACACAUUGCAUGUGUGAAGUGCAGCUGCCACAUGAUACAUCUUGUGGCUUCCAAGGCAUGUCUUAAGCUGCCAAGAUUCGUUGAAGACUUUCUUAGAAAUGUCGGUGCGCACUUUAACCGCAGCACACUCCGACACGAAAAACUAAAAGAGUUGCAGUUAUUUUUCAAUGUGGAAGUCCAUAAAAUAUUGAGCCCAUCGGUCACAAGAUGGUUAUCAUUAGAGGCUUGUGUAAACAGGGUACUCGAACAGUACGAUGUUCUGUCCGCAUAUUUUAGACUUGAAUUGUUAGAAGACCCUAGCAAAAUCACGGAAGAUAUAAUUGGGGUACUCGACAAUAAAUUAACAAAAAUUUACUUAGAGUUCAUGUCGUUUACAUUGGAACAAUUUGUAGGAGGUUUUGGAAAAAAGCACUGAUAUUAGUACUUAAGUUACUGUAUUGAAAAAUAAUAAUUGUACAAGAAGUUAAUUACAAAACAUCUUAGUGGUUAGUCAUUACACACGAGAAGCAGAAGUGGCGCCGUGAAGCGGCAAGAAUUGGAACUACUCCGAUUGCGUUCCAAUUCUACCUAUAAUUCUUACACAAUUUAAUGACUUUAACAGAUUGUUUCAAACAGAAAAACCGUUGCUCCACCGACUAAAACCAGAGACACAUAAACUUAUAAAAACCAUAGCCAACAAUUACAUGAACUUCAGUUAUUGCAAAACAACCGAUGCAUAUAAAAUAGAAUACGCCAACCCAAGAUUUUUUGUGCCCCUUGAAAAAAUAUAUUUAGGUAUAGCUGCACAGUCGUCCAUUGAUGAACUUUCAAAAGAAAUACCAGAACCAAAAACGGUAAUAACGGAUUUCAAGAGAACUUGUCUCAAUUUUUAUAUUGAAACCAUAAAACAGAUAGUAAGUACAACGUUUCGAUUUUUCUGACCCGUUAUACGGUAUUUUAGAUGUGGUUGAACCAAGCGUUGCUCAAAAAUUUGAAGUAAAGGAUUUGUCAAAUGUUUUGAAGAGAUUCCCAAGUGUUAAAGAGGAUGUAAAUGAAAUGGAGCUUCUAAAAGAAUGGAAAAAACAUGCUUUCCUGGACCGCAACGAUUUAGGUUUGAGUCAAAAUCUGGAAGUGGAAGGAAGGAAGUGGAAGUGGAAUAUUGGAAACAAAUUUUAAAGCUAAAGGAUAUAGCCGGUACUGAAAUGUUCCCAAAUUUAAAAAAGAUUGUAGGGCUCUUGCUUGUUUUGCCUUUUUCCAAUGUUUGCGUGGAAAGAAUUUUCAGCCAGCUUAAAUUAAUAAAAUGCGAAAACCGGAAUAGACUGAGCACUGAAACUAUUUCUUCUUUGAUGGCAACAAAAGCCAACAUACAAAACGCCUUAAAAUUUGAGCCUUCUAAAAGAAUGAUGCAUGCAAAAGUAGCAUAUAGCAAGACUGGUGAAGGUAUUAACUGUUAUUUAACUAAUUUACACAAAAUUUAAUAUCAAAAAGUUAUAAGCAACAUUUUUUUAUUUCUGCAAUACUAAAAUAAACGCUUUUUUCAGGUUCCACCAGUUCCAAUUAGCUUUCUUUGGAAUAUUUAGUCAUUUUAAGCUAAAAUGAAUUAUUAUCUCUCUAUUGUUGUGUAUGUGAAUCACAGGCACGACGAAGAUUUAAAUCAGGUUAGUAUUGAAAGGCAUUCUUAAAAUGGUUGGUUGAUAUAUUUAAUUUAAUUAAUUAAAUACACGUUUUUGAUUUUAUUUAUUUUUCUAGCAUCACCAGUCGAUUAUUAGAUCAAAAAACAAUUAUUAGCCACGAGAUUAGCUACACUUAUGACUGAAAAUACAAGUCAUGUAUUCAUUGAUGACAAAGCAGGUUGGUAUUGAACGACAUUCCUAAACUAUGAAUAACUAAUAUAUUAUGUAGAUACAAAUAUCUGACUGUUACAUUUUUAUUUUCAGCAUCGCCAGUCGAUUGUUCGAUCAACAAUAAUUACGAAUUGUUAAGUUUAAUAAAGGGGCGGAAACUUUUUAUAGUUUUUUUAUAUUCAUUGAUGACAAAGCAGGUUGGUAUUGAACGACAUUCAUAAAUUGAUCGGUACUUUACAUAGAUAUAAAUACCUAACUGACUGUUACCUUUUUUCUUUUCAGCGUCAACAGUCGAUUAUGCGAUCAACAACACAAUUAUUACAAAUUUUUACUUUUUAAGUAAUUUUUACGCGAUAAUUCUCUCAGUGUACGUAUUUUGCCAGUUUCCACAAAAAAAAAAGACAAUGUUACUUUUUCUGACAAAAUGUUACUUUUUGAUCUGUCUCGUGUAACUUUUGACUAUCGGCCACUGGCAACACUGCCAGUGACGUACACGGCCACGGCGGGAGCGGCCGCUUGCUUGUUUUGGCGCGAAAUCACGUCGUCACCUAAAUAUCAAUGUAAGUAAUUCUAGUAUAUUUAUGCAUUUACAUUUGAAUGGUAUUCAACGAUAAAAGUAGUACUUGAUUGUUAUUCGUAAAAUAGUAGAAUAUUAUUAAAUAUUUUAAAUAAUUUUAGUAGGUAUCACGUAAUGAACGCAAAUGUCUGUCCCUUAGCACCGGACACUAAGUAGUCCCUUAGCGCCGGACAGUAAACAUAUUAAUAUUUCUUGUCAGAAUUUACGUCAUUUAUUCUAAUUAUUUAAUUUUAUUUUAGAGUAUAGAAGAAAGAAGAUUAUAAAAAUGGAAGAGAAGAAAAAGAAAGGAUCUUGGGAGUCACAGAGCUUACAAACUGCUAUUGAUAAGGUUUUGUCAAAAAAACUGAGUGUGAGACAAGCUGCAAUGCAAUAUAAUAUUCCUAAAAGCACUAUACAUGAUAAAAUAAAGGCCAUAAAUCGAGGAGAAGAAGUAACAAUGAAACCAAAGUUAGGUAGGUUCACUAGCACCUUCUCAGCAGAGUAUGAACAAGUCUUGGUGGACCAUAUUAAAGAUUUAUCGAAUAGAUGCAUGCCUCUCAUGAAAAAGGAGUUUCUAAAAUUAGCGUACGACUUAGCUGAAACCAUGAAGAUUCCUCAUCGAUUUAAUAAAGAAAAAGGCAGUGCUGGUAAACAUUUUUACUACGACUUCAUGAAAAAGCAUUCUGACAUUUCGUUGAGAGCACCGGAAUCGACAAGCAUGAUGCGCGCCGUAGGAUUUAACAAACCACAAGUGGAUAUUUUCUACGACAACCUUGAGAAGCUGAUGCAACAGUACAAAUUCACACCCUCAAGAAUUUAUAACUGUGAUGAAACUGGUGUCAGUUGCGUGCACAAACAUCAAAAAGUUCUCGCUCCGAAAGCAAUCCGUCAAGUAGGUAAGCUCACGUCUGCUGAGAGAGGCAAAAACAUCACAGUUUUGUUCUGUAUGAGUGCUAACGGUCACUACAUACCCCCAUUUUUCGUAUUUCCUAGGCAACGAAUGAAUGAAAGGCUAAUGAUGAAUGCUCCAGGAGAGAGCAUCGGUGUGGCCCAGCCAAAAGGGUGGAUGAAUAGUGACUUUUUUUUACAAUACCUAAGAAUAUUCAUGAAACACACGCAACCAACCAAAGAGAACCCUGUGCUGCUUCUACUGGAUGGCCAUUGUAGCCACAAGACAUUGGCGGUAAUCAAUUUUUGCAGAGAGAAUCAUAUUCACUUGAUGAGUUCACCACCACACACUACGCACAAGCUCCAGCCUCUGGACAGGACAUUUAUGAAGCCUUUUAAAGAUGCAUACAGUCAACGAUGCGACUUGUGGAUGAGAACAAAUGCUGGACGUCGGAUAACGGAUUACGACAUUGCUGGUUUGGUCAAAGAUGCAUUUAUAAAAGUAGCUCGACUGGAUAUUGCAGUAUCUGGAUUCAAAUGCACUGGAAUCCAUCCAUUUGACAGACAUUUAUUUUCUGACAUAGACUAUUUGGCUGCAGAUAUGACCAAUAUACCACUAGAACAAACAGAAACUUCAUCGAACGCACUAAACAACGAACAAGCUGUCGUGAUAUCAAACUCAAUCGUAGAAGAGCAAAUGAAAGAAUCUGAACAAUCUAUUAGUGAGCCUAUAAACACAAGUCCCAAACCGUCGACAAGUUCUGCUCCCGAUCUUGUUCAGAUAAUCCAUAACUUAUCACCAUUGCCUGACGCAGCAAAAAAACGAACAGCAGCUCGAAAAAGAAAGAGUGAACGAAGUGAAAUUUUAACUUCAUCGCCAUAUAAAAAAUUGGCAGAAGAAAAAGAAAAUGAAAAGAACACGAAAGAUAAAAAGAAGGAAAUAAAAUCUAAGAUUGAAGUAGCAUUGGGAGGUAAAGGAAAGCAAACCAAAGGAAAGAGCGUAGACAAAAGAAAAGAAGCGACAAAGGUGAAACCUAAUGAAAAGAAAAGAAGGGAAGUAGAACCAUUGACUGAAAUAUCUAACACAAACAAAACAAUUUGCGUAGUUUGCUUAGAAACCUCUGAGGAAGACUGGAUCCAGUGCUCAUCCUGUCUUGGGUGGGUACAUGAAGCAUGUGCAGACAUUCCAGAGUCUGGAGAUGGCUACAUAUGUGAUCGAUGCAGGUUGUUUUGAAAUGUCCGGUGCUACGGGUAUGGCACAAAUAUACGUCCGGUACUAGGUGCCACUUUUAAAAAUUAUAUUUUUUGUUACCAAAGUUUGAUUGAUGGUAUUAAUUAUAUUUAAGCAGAGGUUGCAUUUUUGUUAAUUUAAUUUGAUUUCUAACUUUGUUAUCUAAUAUAAGUCGUAUUUGAAUAAACAUUUUUUUAAAUAUUCUUUGUUUUAUUUAUAAAUAACCUUAGGUGUCCGCCACUGGGGGACUUCCCCCUAAGCUUCGCUGGAGAUCAACACCAGACAGAUGUCGAUUUCGAUACUUUCCAAAAAACCUUUGGUAAACUCGCCGUACACGUUGACUUAGCCCUUGUUGCAGCAAAGCUACAACUUGGGCCGACUCAGCUUCAGUAGUGUCCAUUAUUUUUUGUCAAAGUAAUCAAACUACAGCUAACUCAACGUUAUUUAAAAGAAAUCCCUACAAAAAUCAGUUUCGAACUGAAAUAACGGAUUGAAUUUGUUCUGACGUAAAACCACUAAAUCAGCACUUAACAGUAUUUCUUCUAAGAAAUUGUUAAGUACCUUCAGGUGUAACAAGGUUUACGACAAACAAGAUGUCAAACAUCAUUAUCCGACCCUUAAAACAAAAAACAAACGCGUGAAACAGCUUAUCAGUGAAACAAUCGAAAAAUAUUAAACAAAAAGUGGAUGGGUCGAUUUUUUUGAUGACCAGUGUAUCUAUAGUCGAGGGGGCAUUACAUACGUGCGAUAUUGUGUCUUAGGGUGAAGCGAUGUAAUUUUAUGAGUUGUGAGUCGCGUAUUUCCGGUCACUUAUUUUACGUGCAACUGAAUUUCUGUUGAGCUGCCAGACGAACGUAAUUUAUUCAGGUACUAUCGAGCGUUGAUACGGGGUGUUUGUGUCAUCAAGUGCGAUGGAUCCACUGAAAUUAUUGUGCAUUUAUGAAGCAUAUUCAGAAGAUACUAUUCAAAAGAUGAUACCAGAAGAAGAAGCUGGGUAAACCCACUCAAUAGUGAGAGGCUGAUAUGUGGACAGUUCCAUACAUUAUAUGAACGUGUAUGUGCAAAUCCAGAUAUGUUUAAAAACUACUACCAUGUGCCAUUACAUAUUUUUCAAGAAUUAUUAACCUUACAUAAAACCUUUCAUUACCAAAUCGGACACAAAUAUGAGACUAGCCAUCGCCCAGAGGAAAGAUUAAUAAUAACACUCAAUUUAAUUUAAUUAUUGAAAUAAAUGGAGGCCAAAUUGAUAAUUUACCUGUUGAUUUGUUAAGUGAUAACCAGAGUUCACAGAAAUUAGCAUGUAAUCCUUUAUUUAAUAGACGAACAAAAGAUAUAGAUGAUCGGUAUCAUCGGAGACAAUACAACCCUAUGAAACCUAAUAAAUGGGGAUUCAAGAACGUAGUACGCACUGGUGCGUCUGGAAUUGUCUAUGAUAUAUUCGCACAAGUAUGAAAUUUGUUAAUCCGUCGUCAACUUGAAAUCUUUUGUGUAGGCCAUUAUUAACUCCUGUCAUUACAGAGGAGUUGUCGGUACCUAUACCGAUUAAGUUUUGAAUAUUUAAUUGAUGGUCCUUUAAUGUGAGAACAAUUGCGUCAGCUAAACCUUUGGCAUCGGCUUUUUCAAUCGAUGUCAGAGACAAAAAUGUUGACACGAUUUCUUUUUGUGUUCCGCUAAAGUAUCGUAUUGCUAUUCCCAAAUAUUUUGAGAAGCUGACAUCAGUAGACUCGUCUAGCAGAAGACUGAAUUUUUGCUCAUCAAUGUCAGAUUUCAAAACUUCCUUGAAAUGUGGCCCCAGUACUUCACUUACAUUUUGAACAUUUUGUUCGGUGUAUUUGCAUGUCCUGGGUGGAUUUCGAAUCAGAUUUUUGUUUUUACAUGGUUUACUUAGAUGGUCCACUGUUAGAACUGAACAAUGUUCAACAAUAGUGAUGGGUAACUCAUCAUUUUUAUAAGAGGUUCAGGGAGUACCUCAUUUUACGGCGCGAGGUCUAUAAAUAAAGACACUAGUGUUGCUACACCUCUUUCACCUGCGACUCCAUCUACGUCUCAAGCUCAAGGUGAGUCGUCUUCCGCCUGCACCGAUGGUUCCACUCAAUUUAUACCAGCAAUUCCUGUUCCGAAUAGUCGUCCUUUAGAUUUUAAUAAAAAUAAAUCAAUCAAUAUUUUGCAAAACCGCUGUCCUUGAAGAAAUCUGAAACCCUUAAUAAGUUGCUCCUACUAAUGAUUGUCAAAAAUUAUUUGCCUUUUACAAUCUUCGAAAACGAUUCAUUUAGAGCAUUUAUAAAAGAGUUAUGCCCUUCGUAUGUUGUUCCAUCUAGAAAAACGCUAGCAAAAGCGUUAUUACAAAAUUUUUAUAAAAUCGUAAAAGAAGAUGUGACGAAAUUACUAGGACAAGCGGAAUAUAUUGCCCUAACCAGGAUGCUUUCACUUCUGCUUCUCAUAAUCAGUAUGUUGCCGUAACAGCACAUUUUGUUGAAAACAACAAUAUUAAGGCGGUAAUGUUAGAAUGCAUUCCAGACGCACAACGCCAUACCGCACAGAACUUAGCUGAUUUAAUAAAAAAAAUGCACUGAAUGGAAUGUUAUGGAAAAAGUAGUGUCAGUUACUGCUGACAAUGCUAAUAACAUACAAGCUGCCAUUUCUCUAUUAAAAUUGAAGCAAGUACCGUGUUUUGCUCACACAUUAAAUUUAAUCGUUCAAACAGGUUUAUCGGAAAUUAAGGUAACUCAAAUGAAGGUUAAAACCAUAAUAGAACUUUUCCAAAGAAGUGUUUUGGCUAGUGAGCGCCUAACUGCCAUGCAAAAGCAGCUGGGGGAUAAACAGCUGACGGUAAAACAAGACGUCAUAACACGGUGUAACUCGACCUUCUAUAAGUUCGAGAGGAUUUUAGAUAAAAGAAGUGUGAUUUCCACCAUUGCCACCGAUUAUCCCAACACGCCAAAUUUGACCCCCGACGACAUAGAAAUUUUGUCGAAAUGUUGUGAUUUUUUAAGACCCUUUAAAUCCGUAACUGAAAUUAUGAGCGCAGAAAAGCAUGUUACUGUAUCACAAAUUAUAGUUUUAGCAAAUUUGCUCAAAAAAAAGUGUGAGGCGUUUACUCAAGACUUAAAUUCCCCCAAACAGUAAUGCAAAUGGCCAUGCGAUUCGCUACUGAUAUUUCGACACGCUUUAGAAAUGUAGAAGAUAAUAAAUUAUUUGCCGUAAGUACAUUUCUAGACCCACGAUUUAAGGCAUAUGGUUUUCCUGAUGAGAAAAAAAGUAGUGUCGAUAAUGCAAAAAAAUAUUUAACUAACAUAGCAUCGCUUUCUGAAAAUAUUUCAGAAAGCGAUAACAAUAUACAAAAGCCUUCAAUAUGGGAUGAAUUUGAUUUAAAAGUUGUAGAUGCUAUUAACCCUUUGACCGCCAAGGACGCUUUAAAGCGUCAUUCAAUAACUUGAUCGAGACGCCAAUGACGUCUUAAAGCGUCCAUCGCAUUUCAACUUUUAAUGACGAAUAAUCCUUAGCUAAUGUAAUUUUUUUUAAUCAGGAACAUUUAAAACUCUUCUUAUUGACUUCGACUACUAUAAUUAUGCAUUAAAACAUUGAGCUAUAGUAUAAUUGGACACAUAAUACUAAAAAAUAAACUCAUCAAAAAAUUUACUUAUAAAGUUACACCCACGGCGCCAACGACGCCUUAAAGCGUCGACUAGUGUUGUGACUACCUCCGAAUGGAAAAUAAAAAAUAUAAUAGGUAGGUAGUUUCAAAAAUGGUGCCAGUCAAGCUUUUUACGUUAUAUAUAUAUAUAUAUUUACACUAACCGUCGAAAGCGAGGCGUGUAAACGGCUCUGUGUAUUUUUGGUUCCGCUGUACAGACGUAAUAGUGACAACCAUAUUAUUAUUACUGUUUCCGCAUAAAUUUGAAGCUGCGCUUUGAACCGUAAUGGAGAAGAAGACUGGUAAGUUUACGUUCUUUUUCUUUGAUUUAAAUUGAUUUAAUAAAAAUAUAAUCAGCACAGUAUGUACCGCCUUUGCUUGAAAAAUUAUUAUUUUUCGAGUCAAAAUAUUUCAUAAUUUUGUAAUAGGGUAGUGUCCCACCAUUCGAAUGUCAAUACAUCAAAAGAGAGAUAAUGUUAUAAAUAAAAUUCCUAACCCUUAGACUACUUAAGUACAACCGACAUGUGUAACGUAUUAAUUAAACAUGAUUUUACGUAAAAAAAUAUAUUAUUAUUUAUAUCGCCUAUUGAUUUUACACAGAUUUAAAGCGCCCAAGAGAGCACAUGCCUGCAUAUUUACCGGAUACGAAAAAAAUAUGUAGUAAUUUGAAACGCAAAAGGCGAGAUACGAGAUUUUGGUGCGAAAUUUGUAAAGUGCCUCUUUGUGUUACAUGUUCCCGUGAGUACCAUG